Molecule: messenger RNA, 486 nt
Organism: Symbiodinium natans
Lineage: Eukaryota; Dinophyceae; Suessiales; Symbiodiniaceae
Source: the annotation of a GenBank genome assembly
AUGGUGGUGCGGCGCCUGACGGCCCGAUUUGCAGCUGCCAUGGAGUGGUGGGAGGAGCUGGACGAGGCAGAAAAGCUCCUGGCAUGGAUGGCCACUGGAAUGUACUGGGGCACCUUCUAUGGGACCUAUGUCCGCCGCGGCAAGUUGGCAAUCCCAGAGUCGGACUAUCUUUUGACGUCCAUCUACGAGGUGCCCCAGGCGAAGAAGAAAGCUUUCGAGGCCAACUGGAGCGACCAAGCGCGACUGGCUCAGCGGCAGCCAGGUUAUGAGUGGACGCGAACCUAUAAGGCCAUCGACUGGGCUGAAGCGCCCUUCCAGUACAUCUCCUUCCGUAUGUGGGACCAAGCAGGAAGCUACUACAGGAUGGUCCAGUUUGACUCUACGUGGAAGGAGCUGACGAAGCGCGUGGCAGAGACCUGCGCCAGCCAGAAGGACACUGUCUACAGAAUACUGGUGGACGACUCUGUGAAGCGAAUUAUUGAAUGA